AUGGAGCCUGGGCAGCCCGAGACCAAACGUCCACGUCUCUCGACUGGAACGUCAUGGUCAUCGAAUCGCGGUGUGUCCCUGCCACACCCCGCCGUCGCACAUCAUCCGCCUGUCUCGGUGCCUCACCACGCCACGCUGCCGCCGUAUCAACCUCCACCUACCUUCUCGCGCCCGCCCGAACCUCCCCUAUCGUCGGCGCACCACCACCCUCACGACGAACGCCGCCACCAUCAUGAGCACGAGCCCUAUGCGCCGAGCCAGGACCAUACGCGACAGCUUCCUCCGUCGCCUGCGCACCAACACUAUUCUCCCUACGGGCCGCGAGACCCUUCCGUGAAGCGCGAUCCGGGUGAAGAGACGGCUCUUCCGCAGCUGCGCCGACCACCCUCCACCGGCAACGGCACAGACAAUCUUCCACCACCGCUGCCCCAUGGCCAUCAUCCGAAUCACCAGCAUCCAGAUGAACCUCGACGACCCAUGAGUUUCGAAAGCGGACCGCCGAUGCCGCACUCGCCGGCGCUAUACCGGCCCUCGCAGCACAAUAGCUACCACCCUCCCACGCCCGUCGCUCAGCAUCAUCAGUAUGACAGCCCCCAUCUGUACGGGCCUCCCACCCCCCAUGCCAUGUACCCUACAUUGGAAAUCCAGGCUGCUGCUAGCGCCAAACGGAAAGCGCAGCGGGCCUCACAGGCUUGCGACAGUUGUAGACAACUUAAGGCGAAGUGCGACGAGACCAAGCCUUGCAAAAAUUGUCGGGAGAAGAACGUCGAAUGCAAAUAUCGGGACCCCCCCGCAAAGCAGCCGGAUAAGGUGACUACCGACAUCUUGGAACUUCUUACAUCUCUGAGGGAGGAAGUGAGCAGUGGUUUCGCGACGAUGAGAAAGAUGGAAAACCGCCUGACAAGCAUAGAGACGUCACACAGGCAGCUGCACCAAGGGGCACCAAACAUGAAAGCCGAAUCAAUCGAAGAGGACGACCCGCCAGACUAUUGCCAAUCCCCUUUGCCCAACAACAAAGCGCCAGCAGAACAGGCGCUGUCAUCACCCGGGGGGACCGUCGUAGAACCAGAUUUGACUCUCAACCAGGCGCACGAGACCUUGAGACAAAUCGACGAUGAUGACUUGGAAGCUCGGCCGGGGAGAGCUGUCACUCCGGGCAAGCCUGCCAUACCUCAAAACCACACGACCUUGGCUGGCCUGCUCUUGAAGUGGCCCGCUAUUGGGUCCAUGGUGCAGCAUUUGCUGGAGGCCGAAAGAAUCGAGCACGUGGAGGAAUUUCCAAUACGUCAGGAACAGGCCCGAGGGCAGCUCAGAAUCUUCGGGAGAGGUGAGGGAUUCGAUCAAGAUGGUGGUAUCUACGACAAAGUUACUCCGCCAGACCACAACAUGGAUAUUAAAGACGAUUUUUCGAACCCUUCAUCCCCUGCGCCAAAUUCCAAUGGCCAAGCCUGGGGUCAAGUGGGCGGCCUAACACCACCUCCCUCUGUCGACUACAGAGGGGGCGUUCUCAACGCGGAAGGAAACCCCGACUGGGACCCUUCCAAAGUAUGGAAAUACGUGCAGAGUUUCAAAGACAACAUCCUUAACAUGCACCCUAUCUUUAUUCACAAGGAGCUUGAUGCCAUGGUUAGAGUCUUCCUUAGUGAUAUACCGAAAUCAGCGGAUGUGCGAACCGCCAAAGUCAGCUCAAUAGCCAGAUUUAUUACUCAGCCUACCAUUCCACCUUUGUCGUUUCCUGAGCCUGGCGCCAAAAGGAAGCGAUCGCCGGGUGGAGAAGAGCAGUACCCUACGGCUUCUUUUCAGAAACCUGGACGUCCUUUCCGAACCAUACAUAAUACUCUUAUUCUGCUUGUUCUGGCUUUGGGUAAGAUAUGUCUCCAUAAAGACAAAAUUCCUGACCCGGUCUAUGACUCGGAACCAAUAGCUCAGAAUUCUCCCUCGGUUCGCAAUGGAGUUGUAUCGUCACCUCCGCAAGGGUCGCCCCCUGCGCUCUUGUCACAGUCUCACUCCUCUGGGUUGCCUUCUCCCAGGGAUAACGAACGCAUACACCCGAGUAGGAGAACCUCACUACAAGGAGCGGUCCCCGUGGCAAGAGGGCCGCAAUCGUACAAGAGGAACAUCGACGUAAUCCCUGGCCUCGAGUAUUUCGCCCUCGCAACAGAGAUCAUUGGCGGUGAAGUUGGUGGCGCCACACUGAAGCACGUCUAUGUGCAUCUCCUUGCUGGCUUGUAUCAUGGGCAGCUUGGUCGUGUCAUGGAUAGUUGGGCCUUUAUCAGCCUAGCAAGCCAAAAGUUGCAAAUAAUUCUCCGACCGAGCCUCGGUCGUCUGGCAGCCGAAGGCCCUCGGCUUGGGUAUUCUAGAAGGGAUAAUCAAUUGGCUUUUGCUUUCUGGACCUGCCUGCAAUUGGAAAGUGAUAUCUUGGCCGAGCUACCUCUUCCUCAAUCUGGAAUUCUCCAGUACGAAGAACGAAUGCCAUACCCGAACACCGCGUUUGCCAUUGACCAAGGCUUCCCGUCGCACAUUGUAGAGGGCUAUUUGGCUCAGCUCUAUCUGCGUAAGCAAUUGAACAAGGUGCACAAUUUACUCUACGAUCCGGAGAAAGACGGCCAGAAUGGGCCGGCGAUGGAGGAUGGCAUCAACUCGAUUCAGAAUGCCCUCAAGCACGCAAGGCACACUUGGGUUCCUCCCCAUUACAGUUGGAGUGACGACGAUCCUCUAGCCACCGACAUAUUAUCUGCACGUCUACGCGCCAAGUACUGGGGAUCCCAGGUGAUUCUCUAUCGGCCAUUCCUGAAGAACAUGCUGAACAGGGAACCACUGCCUCCAUCCACGUACCGAAGCCAGCCACCGCCACCUGAUGCAUGGGCCUCCUUAGGCCUUGAGAUAGGAAGUCCGAAUGUGCCAUCGAACGUGGACCCUCGUACCCUCAACUAUGCUCGCCUGGCUAUACAGGCUCUUGUUGAGAGCACACGAGCUUUUCAUGGAAUGGACCCCACCCAACGCAUCAUUGUAACGAACGUGUUUGGAACUGCUCAUGCUCAAUGGGGAAAUCUCCUGACGUUGGCUGCUUGUUACAGAGACAAACUCCUCGGCAGAUUCAUUGACACAAUAACCUUGAAGAACCUCUUCAUGCGGACUAUCGGCUUUUUCCAGUUGAUUGUACAUCCCACAAGCGCACUGACUUCCGACAUGAACAUCUUGAUCGGCCUAGCUAGGGAUCUCAACUUCAUCGAUGAAUAUGAUACCCGGGCGAACUCGAGCUUUUCGGACAUGACGAGCGGUGGGCCUCUACCGCCUAUGCAUAAUCCUAGCGACAAUUACUCGGGCGGCCCUCCACCAUUGAUGCUCAGGACACACCAGCUUCCGCCACCCCACUCAAUGCCAUGA
Anthostomella pinea is the source of this 3387-nucleotide messenger RNA. The record is from the annotation of a GenBank genome assembly. NCBI's taxonomy places the organism in Eukaryota, Fungi, Ascomycota, Sordariomycetes, Xylariales, Xylariaceae.